AUGGACGGAAAGAACAACGAGCCUGCCGCUCACGUUGAGAAGGAAGCCUCCUCCAUCCCGGAGAAGGAGCUAGCCACCGAUCCUGAGAAGGAGGCCAUUUACACUUCUGGCGCCGAGCACAUUGCUGAUACCGCCGCUCGUCGCUCGUCUGUUGCUCACAAUCUCGUCGAGAACCCAUUGACGCGUCAGAGUAGGGAGGAGUGUGUCUACGCUGCUGAGGAAUGGGCCAAGAAACAUGGCCUGGACGAACACGCCACCCUGUUUGGCAAAGCAGCCCUUGUUGCCCGCGACCCUGAGCGCUUUGAAAUGAUCACCCAACUCGACGACACCGAGCGAAAUGCUCUCAUCUACGAGCGCGACCACAAGUGGCACGGUCCCAAGAUGCUGUGGUACUCGAUCGGUUUGUGUGCUAUCGGAGCCGCCACUCAAGGCUGGGAUCAAACUGGAUCAAACGGCGCCAACUUGUCUUUCCCAGAGGAGUUUGGUCUGCUUGAGCGAGGUGCUUAUGGCGAGUGGAUUGUCGGUCUCAUCAAUGCCAUCAUCUUCCUCACUGCUGGUCUCAUUGGCGCUUUCAUCGUCGACCCGCUCAACAAGUACCUGGGCCGCAGGGGUGAGAUCUUUGUGACUGCCGUCUGUCUCACUGCUACUCCCAUUGGCUCUGCUUGCGCACAAUCAUGGGAAGGACUUUUCGCUGCUCGCUUCAUCAUGGGUAUCGGUAUCGGCGCAAAAAAUGCUACUGUUCCCAUCUACUCUGCUGAGAUGGCUCCACAUCGAAUUCGAGGCGCCCUGGUCAUGUUUUGGCAACUUUGGGUCGUCAUUGGUAUCUUCCUUGGUUUCUGUGCCAAUGUCAUUGUCAAAGACACUGGUAGAAUCUCAUGGCGCCUGCAACUUGGCUCGGCUUUCAUUCCUUCUUUCAUUCUCAUGGUUGGCAUCUUCUUUUGCCCGGAGUCUCCUCGUUGGCUAAUGAAGCACGGCAAGGUCGCCAAAGGAUUCGAGUCGAUGAACAAACUGCGAGCACAUCCCAUCAUCGCCGCACGUGAUUACUACUACUCAUACGUCAUCUACGAGACCGAACUGGCCGUUGCACGUGGAGCUGGCUACUUUGACCGCAUGUGGGACUGCUUCCGUGUCCCCAGAAUCAGGCGUGCCAACUAUGGUGCCUCCACUGUCAUGAUAGCGCAACAGAUGUGCGGCAUUAACAUAAUCAGCUUCUAUUCUUCGACAAUCUUCAGUCAAGCGGGUUACAGCACGGACCAAGCGUUGUAUGCAUCUCUCGGUUAUGGUGCUAUUCAGGUCGUCUUUACCAUUCCGACUCUGUUCCUUAUCGAUACAAAGGGCCGCAGGACCCUUUGCAUGUGGACUUUCCCUUUUAUGUGCAUCUUCUUGCUAGCAGCCGGUCUAUCUCUGCUCCAGCCCGAUACCGCCAGCAAAGCCGCACAAGUCGGACCCGUCGUUCUGUUUGUCUACCUCUUCACCAUCAUGUACUCUCUCGGAGAGGGACCUGUCGCAUUCCAGUACUCUGCCGAAGUUUUCCCUACGAUCCAGCGUGAGCAGGGAAUGGCCUGGGCUGUGUGCAUCAACAACACCUUUGCUGGUGUCCUGUCCCUCACCUUCCCCCGUAUGGUGUCAGUGAUGACACAAACGGGUGCCUUUGGUUUCUACGCUGGUCUCAACCUGAUUGCCUGGGGCAUGAUUUUCUGCUUCGUCCGCGAGACCAAGCAGCUUACCCUCGAAGAAUUGGACCAGGUCUUCAGCGUACCUACCAAAACAUAUCUUCACUACCAGAUCUCGGAGCAGGUGCCUUAUUUCAUCAAGCGCACUCUUCUUCGCCAGAAGAUUCCUGAGCCUCCGCCAAUCAUUGAGAAGAGCUACAACACUGACGCUGUUCCAACAGCUUGA
Molecule: messenger RNA, 1899 nt
Organism: Bipolaris zeicola 26-R-13
Lineage: Eukaryota; Fungi; Ascomycota; Dothideomycetes; Pleosporales; Pleosporaceae
Exons: 4
Coding region: 1-1899 (632 amino acids)
Biological process (GO): transmembrane transport
Cellular component (GO): membrane
Molecular function (GO): myo-inositol:proton symporter activity
Source: RefSeq, a predicted model, not a curated record